ACCAGUUUAGUGUAUAAGUUUACGUUAUGUAGUAAUUUACAACAGUGAUUUGUGUGAUUAACUAGUUUUAAUAAUUAUUUACAAUUUCAGUACCUGGACAGUUAGAACUCUCAAAAAUGGAUCAUCCACGAUCUCCAGAAAGUGAAACUGAAGAGAUAUACGAUAACCAGAACUGUUGUGAUACUCCCACAAAACCACUCUUAACAGAGGAAAGAAUGAGGAGAAAACUACAAUUUUUUUUCAUGAAUCCCAUUGAAAAGUGGCAAGCUAAAAAAAGAUUUCCAUACAAAUUUAUUGUACAGGUUAUUAAAAUAUUAUUAGUAACGAUGCAGCUUUGCUUUUUUGCUUACUACAGAUACAAUCAUGUGAAUUAUACAUGGGACAACAGAAUAACAUUUUCACAUUUAUUCCUAAAGGGCUGGGAUGCAACAAGAGAAGUAAAUGCUUAUCCUCCAUCAUCAGGUCCUUUAGCAAUCUACAGAGUUGAUGAGUUUUAUUCCACAAUAGAUUAUGCUUAUAAAGGAUAUGCUGAAUUGGACAAGGCAGUUGGCCCCUACUCUUAUGCCAAUGAAGACAACACUAUGAGUGAUAUGUUGUUGUGUUUAAAACAAUAUAAAGAAGGUGUUAUAUUUGGUUUUAAUGAAUCAUAUAUAUUUAACAGUGAAAUAGUUACAGAGUGUUUUAAUAUUACUAAACCACUUAGUGGACUUCUUGAUUCGAAGUUAUAUAUAGAACAACAACAUAUUGAAGUGAACUUUUCCGCGCUAGUGAAUGCAGAGUUAAUAUUUCCUAUUAAAACUGUGAACUUUAAAGCAGCUGGAAGAAUAUCUCCUCCAAACUGCUUUCUUUUUAAUAUUAUCAUUGGCUUUGAUAAUGCAGAUCAUGACGGUCAAAUGUUAGUUGCACUGGAAGCUGAACCAAUACGUUUAACUUGUAAAGGUGACAUUUCAUAUAAAACUGAUAAUGAGAUAGAAUCGAUUCUAAGAAGUAUUCUGAACUACCUAGUUAUUUUCAUAUGUAUUACUUCAUUUAUUUUGUGUUCAAGAGCAGUGUGGAGAGCACAGCAGCUUAAAACAAUCACCAACAAAUUCUUUAUUACCAGGUUUGAGCAACCAUUAACCCAUAAAGACAAAAUGAAAUUUUUAAAUCUUUGGUAUAUUAUGAUAAUUAUAAAUGACGUGUUUAUUAUAGUAGGGUCUAUUAUUAAGGAAAAUAUUGAAAAAGAAUCGUUUGCUAGUGACCAAUGGAAUGUAUGUAGUUUAUUUUUAGGCAUAGGUAACUUAUUAGUUUGGUUUGGAGUUUUGAGAUAUUUAGGGUUUUUCAGAACAUACAAUGUAGUGAUAUUAACUUUACAAAAGGCUGCACCACAAGUGGCUCGAUUUUUAUUGUGUGCACUCUUAAUAUAUGCAGGUUUUACUUUCUCAGGAUGGUUAAUUUUGGGACCAUAUCAUCUCAAAUUUAGAUCUUUGUCUACCACAUCAGAAUGUCUGUUUUCAUUAAUUAAUGGUGAUGAUAUGUUUGCUACAUUCUCAAUUAUGUCACGAAAAUCACCCUUAUUGUGGUGGUUUAGUAGAGUGUACCUAUAUUCCUUUAUAAGUCUGUACAUAUACAUUAUUCUUAGUUUAUUUAUUUCUGUUAUAAUGGAUGCUUACGAUACAAUUAAACUGUAUUAUACUGAUGGCUUCCCGAAAAGCAAUCUUGAAUCUUUUAUAGGAGACACCAAUUUGGAAGAUGUAUCCAGUGGUUUGUUUAGAACUGAUUCAGCUGAUAGUUUGGGCGGUUUAAUGAAAGAUUUGUGCUGUUGCAAAAAGGUUUAUCAAUCUUAUUCAACAUUAACAUCAAGUUCCCAGUCUCGAACUAGUAUCUUAAUAUAAAUACUGGCUUGACAAAUUUUAAUUGAUAUUUUUUUGUACAAUUUUUCUCUUGGAUUUAUAGAUUAUUGUUUAUGUUGUUUAUUUCCAUUCUUCCAUUUUCUAACUUUUGAUAUCAAUUUGUUUAAAUCUCAAUAAGCCAAACUAUUUACAUAAAACCACUCAUUCUAGUGAAAUUAGAUUCAAACAGCUACUAUAGUAAAUAAAUAAAUUAGUAUACAGAAUGUUUUUCCCUGUAACCAGUGUUUAAUAUUUUUCAUAGUUUUCGUUGUGGUUUUUUAGAUCAAUUACACAAUACUUGUAGUCCAUAUAUCACCUUUUUGUACAUUUUUUUUUGCGAUGGCAUCAGUGAGUCAACAUUCUCCAAUGGUAGUCUAGGGAAGAUUUGUUUAUGAGUUGGUUGUAGUGAGCAGGAACUUAGAUUUUUGUAUAAAUGACUCUGGAAAGUUGUUCACAAUUAAAAUUUCUAUAUGUUCCAGUAGAUGAAUUUCUGGAAGAAUGAGGAAAAUAUUUAAAAUGAAAAAUCAAUGUUAUAGACCCUUACUUAUCAACCUUUUGUCCUGCAUAUCUAGAACAGUAUCAUAUCUAUGAGAAAAAUACAUAGAAGUAAUAUUGUACACAAUUAAAUUUCCUAAUAAAAUAUGCUUGUGCAUUUAGCAAAAAAUCUGUUUCACAAUGUUGAAAAUUUCUGAGAAAAAAAGGUGAAAAAAACACACAAGGAAAACGAAUUGCUGUAGUUGGCUGUAUACCAUGAAUCAAAAAAGUUUUAUUUAAAAAUCCUUUAUAAAAGGUAUAUAAUUAAGAAGACACUUUUGGGAUAUAUCACAGAACGUUUUGGGACUAAAAAGUUCAUCAUCUGCGUAUUAUUACCAGGUAUACAGGGGUCAAGUCACUAAUUAUUUGGGUAAAAACCCUUAAAAUGGUACAAAUAGUUCUAGAUGGCAAUUGGAACCCAUUCAGACAUUGUCUCAGGAUCAGCAGCAACUCCUAUUGGGAGUUUUAUGUUGCUAUGCUAGGUAUAUGUUAAAUACUUUAACAUCACAACAUCUUUUCAACAAAAAUGUAGCACAUAAUAAAUUUUCUACUAUUUUAAGGGUUUUGGUAAUACACUGAAGAUGCUUUUUAGUCCAAAAACAUUCCAUGUGUAGCCCAAAAGGGUCUUUUAA
This is a messenger RNA of Diabrotica balteata, 3037 nucleotides long. Lineage: Eukaryota; Metazoa; Arthropoda; Insecta; Coleoptera; Chrysomelidae. The record is from the annotation of a GenBank genome assembly.